CGUCGGCGUGUUCUUGCCCCUAGAUGAGCCGUUCAUGAACGACACAACCUGCAGCGCGGCGAUGCAAUCCUAUGGGACCAUUGUUCGCUGGAGUAUAUUCUGCGAGCAAUUAGACAGCCUCUGUCCCGCUGAAGUCCCAUAACCAUGUUCACAUCGAAGCGCAAGCCUCGCGCGAUCCGGACCUUUGGGACCGACGAUGGCGACGAUGAGCAUGGAAAAGACGCGCCAAGUCAACAAUCGCAGGAUGCGGGGCGCGGCGAACCCGCCAAAGAAGGCUUAUCCACAACGACCACGGUACCGGUCAAGUUCACGAAACGUCCGUUCAAGCACUCGUCGCUCCGUAAGAGUAUCAACGCCGAAGAUGCUGCCGCCCUAGCAAGCAACCUCGGUCAGCCUACAGAAUCCGCGCCGGCACCGGCUCCCGCGACAGCCACAGCACCAAGUGGCGGCGACGAGGAAGAUGACCCCAUCGUGGUGAAGUCAUCUCUCAGCCGUGCCGGAUCAACAAAGACGAAAAAGAAACGGCUGUCCAGCAGGCUGUCUUUCGGCGGCGACGCAGCUCCCGGCGGGGAUGAUGACGCUGGCGCGGGCCCCUUCACAACCCCCAAGAAGUCGGGCCUGUCAUCAAGGGCGCUCGAGAACAGCGCUCUGAGGAACCGCCUACCGAUCGGCAUCAGACAGCCAGCAACUAGCAGCGGCCAUGCCGCCGACGAUGAUGACUUUCGACCGCGCUACAGCAAAGAGUACCUCGACGAGCUGGCCAACAGCACCCCCAACACGCCGCGGGACAUCUCGACGCUCAAGAUUAGCGGCGACUACGAUGAGGCGAUGGAGCUGGACCUCGCCGAGCUCGACGGCGCUCUCGUCGUGCCGAGCGGCGAGCUGUCGGGCCUGCAGCAGCAGCGGCCAAACCCGGAUCCCGCAGGACCCGUCGUGCUGACCGAGACCGAGAUCCGCGAGCGCAAGGAACGGCGCGCGCGGCUCGCCCGGGAGGAGGACUUCAUGUCUCUUGAUGGCUCGGAUGACGACGGCGACUACAUAUCCCUCCGGCCCAAGUCCAAGAAGAAGGAUGAGUCGCGGCUCGUGGCCGAGGACGAGGACCUGGGCGAGGGCUACGAGGAGUUUGUCGAGGAUGGCGGCCUCUCACUCGGCAAGAAGGCGGAGCGCGACGCCCGCCGGCGCCGGCGCGCCGAGAUGGCUGAACUCAUCGACGCGGCCGAGGGUGACGGCGGCGGCGGCGGCGAUGGCGGUUCGAGCGACGGGGAUGACUCAGAGGCCGAGCGCCGCGCCGCCUACGAAGAGGCCCAGACCCGCGCCGGCAUGGAUGGCCUGCAGAGGCGGAGCAAGGAGGAGUCCAGGGGCGGGGGCGGACGGGGGACGGGGGUUGCCGAGAUCCCCCGGCUCAAGCCCCUGCCCGACCUGGGUGAGUGCUUGGCCAGGAUGCGGGAGGUGCUGCAGGGGAUGGAGAGGGACGUGACGGCCAAGCAGCUGCGCAUCGCCGACCUGGAGAAGGAGAAGUCGGAAAUCGCAGCGCGUGAGGCGGAGGUCCAGACGGUGCUGGACCAGGAAGGAAACAAGUAUCACACAACGCCGGGAGCCUCAGACUUGCCAAUGCCCCCUAGCAGUGCCACCCAAUCGCCGUUGAGGCCGUUGCCGACUGGGUUUGGUGCCGACACUCCAGCCCAGCGGGGGUUGGAGAGCUUCGGGACACCCACCAAGCGGCCAGAUGCAGAGGACGCCGGUUAGAGCCAGCAGUGGCAGCUGGGUUCGAUAUCACACAGAAAUGGCAUUGAAGAAUACAGUAGAUGACUAGAGCAAAAGAGAAAUGGCAGUGAUAAUCAUGGCACAACCCACGAGGCGCCAUGUACAAAGUUUCCCCCGGGACGCCGAAAUGAACCAGGUCAACGUGGCAGUCUGUAGCAGCCUCGGAAAUCCCGAGCCGC
Gaeumannomyces tritici R3-111a-1 is the source of this 1943-nucleotide messenger RNA. RefSeq lists its product as hypothetical. Gene Ontology annotation, molecular function: DNA binding. The coding region runs from base 145 to 1746 and encodes 533 amino acids. NCBI's taxonomy places the organism in Eukaryota, Fungi, Ascomycota, Sordariomycetes, Magnaporthales, Magnaporthaceae. Gene Ontology annotation, biological process: mRNA splicing, via spliceosome; spliceosomal complex disassembly. The transcript has 2 exons. Gene Ontology annotation, cellular component: nucleus; U2-type post-mRNA release spliceosomal complex. The record is from RefSeq and is a predicted model, not a curated record.